AUGGCUUUGGUUUCUUUCCCCACCAUUGGACGAUCCUCACUUUCUCUUUCAUACACAUAUCAAGCUAUCAUCACUUCACAUAAUCCUUCUCACAGAAAUUACAAUUAUAAAGCCUAUGCUCUUAGCUAUUAUAAUAAUCACCCACCAUUUUCUUACCAACCUUUUGCUUUAACAUACACAAGCUUUUCUCCAAGGCAGACGGGAUCAUUGCUGGUGCCAUUCAGUGCUAAGAACUCGGAGCCAGGAGAAGAAGACUCCCGAGCUCUGGAAACAGUCCUCAGACUUUACAACGCGAUCAAGAACAAAAAUGUUCCCGAAUUGUCGGACAUAAUAGGAGAUGAAUGUCAAUGUGCGUGUAACUUUUUCUCAAAUUUCCAAACCUUCAAAGGGAAGAAGCAAGUGUUGGAUUUUUUCUCAUAUCUGAUCAGACGCUUGGGGAAUAGCAUAGAGUUUGUUGUGACACCAACAAUGCAUGAUGGGAUGAAUGUUGGCAUAAAAUGGAGAUUGCAGUGCAGCAAAACACAUGCGCCUCUAGGAAAGGGCUUCAGCUUCUAUAUGUGCCAUGUUUAUCAUGGGAAGGUGGUAAUAAGAAAUGUAGAGAUGUUCUUGGAACCGCUCCUUCAUAUCGAACCCUUUAGACUGAAAAUUAUAGGAUAUGUGAUGAUUGUAAUGAACAAGAUGAGUUCCAACCGAAUGUUCAGAGAUAACAAGAGAUCUAUUAUGCUUACACUCUUUGUCAUGGUUGCCCUUCUAUUCUUGUUCAACUUCUCUUUAUAA
Messenger RNA from Morus notabilis, 777 nucleotides. RefSeq lists its product as uncharacterized. The record is from RefSeq and is a predicted model, not a curated record. Bases 1 to 777 code for a protein of 258 amino acids. The transcript is spliced from 5 exons. NCBI's taxonomy places the organism in Eukaryota, Viridiplantae, Streptophyta, Magnoliopsida, Rosales, Moraceae.